GGGGGAUGGUUGUAUGCCCGUGGCGCAUUUCAUACAUCCGAGUGUAAUGGUAACCAGAUAGAGAGGCGCCGCGCGCGGGGACCAUCGGCCGGCGUUAACACCCGAGAACGUUAUGCUAAAGUAUGCAUGCACGAGGGUCGGUCCAAUGGUCAGGAAUCUCGCGAGUUCGUUCGCUCUACAGCGGCACGUAUCCGGACCCGCGGCACUCGUUUCUUCAUCUCGGCCCCGGUGCUCGCGGAUCCGCGUCGGCGACGCCGCGUCCUACCUCGCGUCAAUCGUCACCACCGCCGCGUCUUCGUCCACGUCUUUCCCGGCCUCGCCGACGUCGAUCGUCAUGUGUGUCGCGCGGGAGGAGGCGGUGCUAAGCCGCUGCUACGCGCGUGAACCCUUAUUCGAUCGGUAAGGUGGAGAUCGGCCCGGCCUUGCGGCGGCGGCGGCGACGAGGGGGAGAACACUGGCGGGGGAUGAUUCCAGCGUAAUGACGAUCGGCCCGAAUUGUUGCGAUGGAAUAUGGGAUCUGGAGUCUUCACGUCGCGGGUGAACUUUGGGGUGACCCGCGUCUCGCCCGAAGGCAUCCGAUUCUGCCUUCCGGCGCGACGCAGAUCCUGCCAAGGGCCGCGUUCGCCCUGAGCGCUCUGCACCGGCCCGACAUGCUGCCGCUGCCGCUGACGGCGGCGGGGCCACCCUACGUCCCGAUGGAGCUGGUCACGAAACCGGCCUCGGUCGCGUCCACCAAUGCCGAGGACGCCGACGACGCGGAGAAGAGCACGAACGGCGAAGACGAGGAUCCUCCGCAGCGCGACGACAACGAAGGUAACAUCGAAAAGGCCGAUCAAAACGAAAAUCAGACUUGCGUGCCAAACGAAAGUAACGACAACGAAGAUGCCGGUGACGAGAGCGAUACUGGUAGCACCAACAGUUCACAUCGAUCGGCAAACAACAACCUGUCAAUCGCGAAGCUUCCCGAUCCGAUGGCGUGCUUAGCCCUCGACAAGGAAGGAACGGUGACUCCUGUUCUAAACGGCUGGGUGCUGGGUGCUUACACGGCGAUGCUGGGCAGACUGUCUGCCGCCACUGCGGCACUGGAGGCGACGGAAGUUCCCAAUAUUCCCUCCGACAGUGAUUCCGAGAGCGAGCAUUCAUCCUACACCGAAAAAUCGAGAGGCAGCAGUCCGAACGUGAGCAGCGUUCAUCGCGGCUACUCGUGCGGCUCCUGCGAUGUGGUGGCACCGACGAGACCGGCCUUGAGAAAGCACAUAGCCGAUUACCAUCCCGCUCUGUCCGGCACGGAGACCGGGGAGACCAAGAGGUGUCCGUCCACGGGCUGUGACUUCACGACGAGCAGUAGGUGCGAGAUGGAGACGCAUGUGGCGGCGCAUGUGGCCCAGGGGAUGACGCCUACGGGGAAGAAACGCUCGCUGGCCUUGCAGCGCGUCAGGUAUAGGUACGAGAGGGAGGAGUAUCGGUGCUCACUGUGCUCGUACGCAUGCACGAUCGAGAAGGCAUUUCAAAGACAUCUGCGAGCGCACGCGAGAGGCACCGCGCCGGAGACUAGGGUGAGUUGCGCCGUCUGCGGUGCCGACCGGUCGUCCGAGGUCGAUCUGAGCAGGCACAUGCGAAGGCAUCGCGACGACCGAUACUUCUGCUGCGAUAUCUGCAUCUUCCGCACGGUGCAACUGAAAAAGCUAAUACAGCAUCGUCGCAUGCACACGGGAGAGAAGCCGCAUCUGUGCCCGCACUGCGCCUACCGAAGCGCACGUCGUGACAAUCUACGCAGCCACGUACGGCGAGUGCAUAAAAAGGAGAACCUCUAUUGCGACACCUUCAGCCCGCGCGGCAUGCUAAUCACUCCCUCGCUGUUGGCUUCCUCGAGGGACACCACCGAACCCGAUUUGGUACAGAGCCCGGCAUCCUCGCCGUCCUCGAAUCCGGACGCGACCAACUAGCGAAAACGCCCCCGAAGAACGAAGAGAAGAGCAACGGCUCUAAGAGACCUGCGAAAAGAGAAAUCUGGGACUCGCCUGUCCUUUAUACGUCCUCAUUUUGUCAAUACUGCGAUCUAGAUAUAUUAGAAUUUACAGGAAGGCUUGUACAAGUGCUGAACUUGGCGGACAAACGAAGAAGAAUCGCAAAAUAGGAUAAAAAUUGAACCCCCCAAAAAAAUUGGAAAUUAUAAUUUUACCGAAAAGACAAUUUAAGAAGUAAACUAGAAGCAGAGAGUUGAGAUAAUUUACGAAAUUGAAUAGAGAAAUGAAGUCGAUCGAGUAAAACGGAUUGUUUCCCAAAUCAGCAUCGGCAAGGCUUCCCUCUUUUAGACGUUAGGAAACGUAUAGAUUAUUGCAUGCGAACGUCGAUAAUUUAAUGUAACCUUUGAAUUCUAACGAGAUCUUGUAUUAGCUAUGUAAACGUCCAAGUGUUACAUUACGUAGCCGAUUCGAUGACGAUCGGUUGACAGCCCGUUCACGUCGAUCGACGACGACGAACGGGAAAAGCUGCAAAAUGGUGCUAAAAUCGUAGAUUGGAUCAUGGAGAAAGACUGAAAGUAGAAACGAAUUCACGGCGCGACGUGACGUCCAUCUCUUUUACGCUCUUCCCGCACUGACCGCCGUGACUAAAAAAAGAAAAUAAUAAAAAAGGAAAUUACAAUUCAGUAAAGUUUAAGACUGCAACUCUAUGCUGUUCCGGGGAUUCUCUUGCUAAACGUUUACGAUAUUUUAUUGUUCUCCAUUAACUAUUGGAUCGUUGAUUAAUUAUACCAGCAUCUGCAGCUUUAAUUUUAAUUUCAUCCUUAAUCUUUUUAGAAUUUGCUACAAUUUUAACAUUUCACAAAUUUAUUUUAAUGUUUUUUUUGCUUUGCGUACUACUUAUGAUCUUAUGACCUGGUAUUUAAUUCCGAAAUGAGAAUUUUAUUUUUAAUAUCGUUCAGGGGCAAACGAUGAUCACUAUAUUUAUGCACUUCAACAGAUUCGAGCAAGAGCUCGCAAUACUCGCGUGUGUACCAAGGCGGAUGCACGAGACUCGAUCGAAUCAGGCCAACGGUUAAUGAGAUCAAUAAAAGCACCGAGUCACGACACAACAUGUUGCGAGGACCCCGGCCGGGAUGGAAAGGUGCUAUUUUACGAAGAUUCGUUUUAACGUUACGUGUCUAGUAUAUAUAGUUCGCUCGCGCUGCACGAAUCAUCAUGCUAUAAGUACAAUUGUUAAGUACUUGUUAACACGAAUACAUUGUUAUCGUUGCCUGAGUUGCUGUUAUCGGUUUUGUUAGUACGUUGUACUAUUACGGACUAAUAAUACAAGAACGACGCACUAUGAUUAUGCAAGUAAAUUAUGACGGAUAGCGUAGUGUAUAACGCGAGGUGAAGCCUAACGCGUUUUAUUUUGCAGACGAUGACGAUCCAAGACAUCUCCAUAGAAAAGAUACCAUUAUACUCACUUUACGUCUUUAAAUUAUACUAAAAUUCUAUUCGCUCUGUACAACACUCUAUACAACGUAUAGCACAUUUUUUAAAAAUAGCAUAAUUGUCAUCUGCAAAGUUUAAGCUCGUUAGACGCAUCCGUUCGCUAUCGAUAUAAGUGUCUCGCGUACGUUUCUCUCUUUCGGAUCCAAAACCAUCCCCGACGAUCGAUCGCUUGCUCGUGCGAAGGGGGAGAAAGCGAACGAGAUGAAUUGUAAUUGUCGGAAAUAUGUGUCAAUUUUUAAUGUAUUAUACAAAUACGUUGUAGUCGAUAAACGAUUUUGAACGGCGUCUCACGUCAAGUGGCACGAAAGGAUUCGUGCACCAUGACACGCAAACGAUGAUUCGUCGUCUCAUCGAGAAUGACAUUCUCGCAGAAGAAUAUCGUUCUACUAUAUAGACGCUAUAGCCAUUACUAUACAAUACUAUGAUAAACUACAAGGUAUACGAUGAUGCGAAGCCGAAGCUGCACGGCAUAAGGUUUCACUCCCCCGGCACAUUUUAACGCUUUAUAUUCGAACGCAUUGCGUUUGUCGAACGUUAAGUGAGUUCUUUUUCCCACUGGAUUAACAUUAUCACUUGUACAUUUAGCGACUGAAUUUUUGUCAGCUCAUUACAUGUUCGCAUCGGCGGUGUUAUCUUCGCUAGAAGUAUCGCGAGUAACGUAGAUCAUUCCGUGCCAAGUAGCAUAAAUUUUGAAAUAAGCCGUAAUUACGAGCGAAUGUGAUUUAGAUUUUAAUUAAUUAUAUUACAUAAUUAUAUAUAUAUUAAAUAUUAAAUUAUAUUUUAUCUUUUAGGUAUACGGAUGACUACUAUAGUAGCCAAGAUGAUUACGAUUAUGCACGGAAGUUGGUAAAAAAAAAGAAGCCGUUUAUUCCGGAUUUUACAUAACGAUGUAGGCCCGUUCAUCCGAAAGCAGAUGGUUUAACAUAUACCGGGUGUGCGCUAUAAUUCACUUCGACUAUGCCGAACGAAAAUCAUGAGUUAUACAUGCUGGUAUACGUGCUAUUUUGCUUUUGAUAUACAUCGGUAUAUUUUAUAUUCGUGAAGCAUUGCAUUUACGGUGCAACGGGUUUCUCGACUUUUUAUAUACAUGAUUUUACACAAAGCGCUACCUUGACUGCUGUAAAGGACGACUUACUUUUCCCCAUUUCUCGUCCGCGCAUAUCUACAUGUCGUUUCGAGGAUAUGCCGAGCGCGCGUUAGCACAUUCAGAAUAUUUAUAUCACGAAAUAGUUUAUCGGUGCGCGUCGCGACGCGCAUAACUUACGAUACCCAUAACGAAGGAGGUUUCUUGUUAAUUACACGUCCGCAGUUAGCGUGACUGGCUCCGUCCGCCGUUAGUAUUUACUUGGAGUAAUUGUUUAUUUUUUAUUUCGGUCAAAAGUCAUAGCACAACUCGGAUAAAGCGUUCCGUACGCCGUACGUCAGGGAAACGGUCGCCAGGAGUUUGUACAUGUGAUAGAGAUAAUGGAAAAGUUCCGCAGAGACGAAAGAUUUGCGACAUCAGUGCGGCUGACACGUUUUCUGGCGUUUCUCGUAGUUCGCGAAAACGUAGUUUUCCCGAUGAGCGUGCCCGAUGAGCGCCUAACGAGAACGCCUCAUUUUAUCGUAUCGUCCGAGCGAUCAGUCUCAGGUGCUACCGAGAUUUAUUCGCAUUAUUAUAAUUACGAGCUCAUAACUGAUAAGCAGCGGCGCCGUGCCGACAUUACGAACAAAGAGAACAAAAAAAUAAAUAAAUGCGUGCCAAAGUGACCCCGAUUAUAAGGGGAUGAACGAUGUUCUACGGAAGGAAGAUACGCGAGGGGUGUGUAAGCUGCUCCGGAUGUGAAACGUGCGACCAGAUUUCUUCGUUUACGGACAGUCGCGCGGUUCGACUCCUUACGGUCUAGAUUGAAUCUCUGUUUAAUUAGUUGACUUGUGAAGAAAGAGAAAAGAAAGUACCCUGGAUACUAAAAUCACUUAAACGUUCAGUGAGCAUAACGCAAGCAUAAUUUUUUAGAUAAACAGAAAUACAAUUUCAACAUUUUAGUCGCAUUAUUGUAGACAUCCUUUUUGUUUUAAGAAAUUCUCUCCGUCUUUCUGUGUACUUGAGUUUCUUUUCCUCUGGGAGGUUUCACAAAUUCAACGAAGAAGGCGAGUCUCGCAAAAGUCCGCAAACGCAGAAGGAUUUCAAUCUGAUUGUUCGCUUCCGCGUUCGUUGCGAGCGUAAACUAGUUGUUACAAUCUUUUAACUGUUGAAUUUUUGCUGUAGCAGUAAGUGUCUUAACGUAUACCUUAUAUAAACUACACGAUAAUAUAUUCUAUAUUAAUGUUUCUUAGAUUUAAAUCUAACAUACUGGACGGACGUGUCCACGACGAGUGUCGUCGCUUGCGCUCUCUUAAGUUCGAAUUGAAAUGCUCUCUUAAGUGCUCAUUGUUGGAAUCUGCGAAACAAAGCGACUCGGUUAUUUACGUCGCGAGAUCGUAUCGACGACGUCGAGAGGAUAAAGAAUGAGAAGGUCAAGUGUUUCAAUGUAAAGAUAUUAACCCGUGGAUGACAAUGUGGUUACUUGGAACUGAUGGCAUUUAUCGAAAGUAAAAUAUUUCAGACUGGAACUUGGUAAUACUUUUAUUUGUAAGUGACUGUAAUUAUCGUAUUACUACUUAUAGAAAAAAUUAACUCUGAAAGAUGUAAACUAAUUGGGCAUUAAUAGACUUUCUUAUUCGGUAAGAAAGUUGCAAGGCGACGAAAACUUCAUCGGAGAACGUCCGGCCGGUCGUCUUAAAAAUUAAUACAAUCUAAAUGUGAUAAUAUAUUUGCUAUUAAAUUAUGACAUAACGAUUACAUUAUAAUUAAUUAACACUGCGCGAAAACGUACGAAGAACAAAGAAAAAUAAGCAAUUUUAAGAGUCCGUAUACAUUGAACGGUGGUGGCGUUACGAGGGUGAUCUGAAUAUUCGAACUAUGGCAUUUUUUCUGCGAGAUAUGCAAGAUCGGCUGAGCGAGUACAAAGCGAUUAGAAAAUCGACACUGUCGAGAUCUGAUCGAAAUUAAUACGAAAAUAGAUGUGUAAUUUUUUAUAGAUUAGUUCUUUGCGCUAAUCCUGUCCUUUUUAAUGUCAUUACUUCUCAUGCCAAAUUUUAUCGUUACGUUUCAGGAAUAACUAAGAUAAAUAAUAUUCCGUAAUAAACGGAGAAUAAUAUUAAUAAUUAUCUAAGCCAUAAAAAAAAUGCC
This is a messenger RNA of Vollenhovia emeryi, 6672 nucleotides long. RefSeq names its product RE1-silencing transcription factor B-like. The record is from RefSeq and is a predicted model, not a curated record. Bases 504 to 1946 code for a protein of 480 amino acids. Gene Ontology annotation, biological process: regulation of gene expression. Gene Ontology annotation, cellular component: nucleus. The transcript is spliced from 8 exons. NCBI's taxonomy places the organism in Eukaryota, Metazoa, Arthropoda, Insecta, Hymenoptera, Formicidae.